Molecule: messenger RNA, 1131 nt
Organism: Anopheles nili
Lineage: Eukaryota; Metazoa; Arthropoda; Insecta; Diptera; Culicidae
Product: cyclin-K
Exons: 2
Coding region: 1-1131 (376 amino acids)
Biological process (GO): regulation of transcription by RNA polymerase II; positive regulation of DNA-templated transcription, elongation
Cellular component (GO): nucleus; cyclin/CDK positive transcription elongation factor complex
Molecular function (GO): cyclin-dependent protein serine/threonine kinase activator activity
Source: RefSeq, a predicted model, not a curated record
AUGCCAAAUUGGUACUACGAUAAAAAAGACCUGCGUAACACACCAUCAGCUAGAGAUGGGGUUGACUAUGAAACUGAGAGACGAUACCGCAAGGAAGGUGCACGAUUCAUUAUGGAAGCCGGUGCGUCGAUGAGUUUAGGGCACAACACCGUGGCCACGGGAGUUGUUUACUUCCAUCGGUUCUACAUGUUCCAUUCGUUCCGAACAUUUCCGCGCUUUGUCACAGCAAGCUGUUGUUUAUUUCUCGCCGGCAAGGUUGAGGAAACGCCAAAAAAGUGUAAAGACAUAAUCAAAACCGCCCGCACACUCCUGGCCGACGACAAAUUUGUUUCGUUUGGAGAUGAUCCCAAGGAGGAAGUCAUGACGUUGGAGCGAAUCCUGCUUCAAACCAUUAAGUUUGAUUUGCAAGUGGAACAUCCUUAUUCGUUUCUGGUUAAGUACGCAAAAUGCCUAAAGGGUGAUCCAGCAAAGCUGCAGAAAAUGGUCCAGAUGGCGUGGAACUUUGUGAACGAUUCCCUUAGCACAACUGUUUCGAUCCAGUGGGAACCUGAAAUUAUCGCUGUGGCACUGAUUUACUUGGCGAGUAAGCUGAGUAAAUUCACCGUAGUAGACUGGGUGGGCAAGCAGCCGGAUCAUCUCAAAUGGUGGGAUAUGUUUGUGCAAGAUGUGACAAUGGAAAUAUUGGAGGAAAUAUGCCAUCAAGUACUGGAUCUCUAUCAGCCAGCCCAAGCGGGGAAUGCUCCGCCGGAUAGUCCUCCACAGCUUCCACCCAGUAAAGCAUCGCCUCCGAUGAAACGCGCUAAUAUUUCGCCAAUAACUAGCAAAAACUCGCCCAACAUUGCGGCCAAGACUCCACUACCGCCUAUGCCACCUGCCGAAAUAGAAUCAAAUCCCAUUCCGAAGCAUAUCACAACCGAUAGCUCGCAUUAUCCAUAUCCUCCGUACCCGAUGCACACUGCGCCACCGUUGCCUCCACAGACUCAUGGACCGCCGCCACCGUACGCCGCUAUGCCUCCAGUGAUGCCGCCACAACCGCCUCAACCAUGGCAGCAUUAUCAGCACCCGCAUACCAACAAAUACUAUCCUCCCGGACCACCUCCAGGAAGAAAUGCCUAUUAUCCUCCUCAGUAG